Molecule: messenger RNA, 9709 nt
Organism: Pan troglodytes (chimpanzee)
Lineage: Eukaryota; Metazoa; Chordata; Mammalia; Primates; Hominidae
Gene: POMK
Product: protein O-mannose kinase
Exons: 5
Coding region: 358-1410 (350 amino acids)
Biological process (GO): protein phosphorylation; protein O-linked glycosylation; carbohydrate phosphorylation
Cellular component (GO): endoplasmic reticulum membrane
Molecular function (GO): protein kinase activity; carbohydrate kinase activity; ATP binding
Source: RefSeq, a predicted model, not a curated record
CCGGCUUCAGUGCACGGCCGGAGGAGGACGCCAGGGGGCAGCAGCGCCACGCUCGCCCGCCCAGGACGCGCUUCCGAACGCGCAAGCGCAGUAGGCCCAGUGCGUGCUGGCCCGGGGUGGCAGGGGCCGCAGAAGGCUUGGGCUGCAGAAAAAGGAUCCUGUUUGCUGUGUAAUCCUGAGAAUGGACUGCAAGAGAGGAAAAACUGGGCGUCUGCUUGGGAAUCUAUUGUGGAAACCCAGGGUGUUUCCCGACCAGUCCCUGGGCGCCAACUAGAGUAUGGACUGACCAGGUACCUGGAUGGAGACCUGAGCUGGAGAAGGAGAUGCGCUUGGGAGGAAAUUGCAGAGGCCGUCAACAUGGAAAAGCAGCCCCAGAACAGCAGGAGAGGCCUCGCCCCCCGAGAGGUGCCGCCAGCUGUUGGGCUGCUGCUGAUCAUGGCCCUGAUGAAUACUCUGCUCUACCUCUGCCUCGACCACUUCUUCAUCGCUCCUCGACAGUCCACUGUGGACCCCACACACUGUCCCUAUGGUCACUUCAGGAUAGGACAGAUGAAAAACUGCUCACCUUGGCUGUCCUGCGAGGAGCUGAGAACAGAAGUGAGACAGCUGAAGCGUGUUGGGGAAGGAGCUGUAAAGAGAGUCUUUCUGUCUGAGUGGAAGGAGCACAAAGUUGCUCUCUCACAGCUCACCAGCCUGGAGAUGAAAGAUGAUUUCCUCCAUGGACUGCAGAUGCUGAAAUCUCUACAAGGCACACAUGUUGUCACGCUGCUUGGCUAUUGUGAGGACGACAACACUAUGCUUACUGAAUAUCACCCUCUAGGUUCCUUGAGUAACCUGGAAGAAACACUAAACCUUUCAAAGUACCAAAAUGUGAACACGUGGCAGCACAGGCUGGAGCUGGCCAUGGACUAUGUCAGCAUCAUUAAUUACCUACACCACAGCCCUGUGGGCACACGGGUCAUGUGCGACUCCAACGACCUGCCGAAGACACUGUCCCAGUAUCUGCUAACAAGCAACUUCAGCAUUUUGGCAAAUGACUUGGACGCCUUACCCCUGGUGAACCACAGCUCCGGGAUGCUGGUGAAGUGCGGCCACAGGGAGCUGCAUGGGGAUUUCGUGGCUCCAGAGCAACUGUGGCCCUAUGGAGAGGACGUGCCUUUCCGCGAUGAUCUCAUGCCCUCAUAUGAUGAGAAGAUUGACAUUUGGAAGAUCCCAGACAUCUCCAGUUUCCUUCUGGGGCACACUGAAGGGAGUGAUAUGGUCCGAUUCCAUUUGUUUGAUAUUCACAAAGCAUGCAAGAGCCAGACUCCCUCAGAAAGACCCACUGCCCAGGACGUUCUGGAGACCUACCAGAAGGUCUUGGAUACACUUAGAGAUGCCAUGAUGUCUCAGGCAAGAGAGAUGCUGUGAAAACCAGUCCAGCCAAUGAAGGUGGAAUUGAAGGGCUGAAUGGAAGUUACAGCAUUCUACUCUGAUGGUGGAGUUUUUUGCCUGAGUUUCGUGUUUUAUUGUUUUUUUUUAUGGCUUAGCCAUGUGGUUCGUUGUCCACAUCCACAUGUACAUUUGUAUGUAGUCCACAUUGGUUGUUAGAUUUUUUUUUUUUCUUUGAGAUGCAGUCUUGCUCUGUUGCCGAGGCUGGAGUGCAGUGAUGUGAUCUUGUCUCACUGCAGCCUCUGCCUCCCAGGUUCAAGCAAUUCUCCCACCUCAGCCUCCUGAGUAGCUGGGAUUACAGGCACACCACCACGCCUGGCUAAUUUUUGUAUUUUUAGUGGAGGUGGGGUUUCACCAUGUUGGCCAGGCUGGUCCCGAACUCCUGACUUCCUCGGCCUCCCAAAGUGUUGGGAUUACAGGCGUGGGCCACUAUGCCUGGCCAGUUGUUAGAUUUCCAUGGAUUUGUAGUUUCCAAAGUUUCUCGUUACUGAUUUCUACUUUUCUUCCAUUGUGGUCUGAGAAGGUACUUGAUAUGAUUUAGAUUUUUAAAAAUUUAUCGAGACUUGUUUUGUGGUCUAACAUAUGGUCUAUGCUGCAGAAUGGUCCAUGUGCUGAUGAGAAGAAUGUAUAUUCUGCAGCUGUUGGAAGAAAGGGUCUGUAAAUGUCUGUUAGGUCCAUUUGGUCUAUAAUGCAGAUUAAGUCUGAUGUUUCUUUCUAGAUGAUCUGCCCAAUACUGAAAGUGAGGCAUUAAAAUCCCCUGCUUUUUUUGGUAUUAGGAUCUGCCUCUCUCUUUAGCUCUAAUAGUGUUUGUUUAUACAUGUGAGUACUUUGGUAUUGGGUGCAUAUAUAUUUAAAAUUGUUACAUCCUUUUGCUGAAUUGAUCCCUUUUUCAUUAUGUAAUGAUCUUCUUUGUCCCUUUUUAUGUUUUCUGACUUAGUCUAUUAUGAAUAAGUAUAGCUACUCCUGCACAUUUUUGGUUUAAAUUUGCACGGAAUAUUUUUUUCCAUCUGUUCACUUUCAGUCUAUAUGUGUUUUUACAUGUGAUGUGAGUUUGUUAUAGGUAACAUAUAGUUGAAUCUUGUUUUUUAAAAUCCAUUCAGCCAGUCUAUGUAUUUUAAUUGGAGAAUUUAAAUUAUUUACAUUCAGGGUUUUUAUUGAUAGGUGAGGACUUAGUCCUGUGCAUUUGUUUUCUGAUUGUCUUGUAUAUAUUUUUUCCUAUCUUUUUUAUUUAUUUUUAUUUUUUAUUUUGAGACAGAGUGUUGCUGUGUCUCCCAGGCUGGAGUGCAGUGGCAGGAUCUCGGCUCACUGCAACCUCUGCCUCCCAAGUUCAAGCAAUUCUCCUGCCUCAACCUCCCAAGUGGCUGGGAUUACAGGUGCCCACCACCACACCCAGCUAAUUGUUGUACUUUUAGUAGAGAUGGGAUUUCACCUAUCUUCUUUUGUAUUGUUUACUUUACAAUUUGGUGGUUUUUUAAAUAGUCAUAAUGUUUGAUUCCUUUUUCUCAUUUGUGUUUCUGUUCUAUUAGUGAGCUUUAAGCCUUUGUUUGUUUUCAUGAUGGUAGAUACCAUCCUGUCUAUUUGAAGAUCAGAUGAGAUUGGGCGUGUUCAGGGUGGUAUUAAUGUGGGAAUGAAGGAGGACUGGAGAGACAAUGGGGUGAGACAAGAGGAUUUUUAUUGAGUGCACUCAGACCCAGCUGAUAACAUCCAAAAACUGGGCCCAGACAAAGACAGUACUUGACUUUUAUACACACUUCUAAAAGGGGGUGGGCUAGCUUGAAACAAGCUUAUGGUGGCGUGAAGCAAAGAUACAGGGUCAGAACAAAGGCAGCUAAUCAAACUGUGACAGGUUCAUGAGCCAGGAUUACAUAUGACCCUUGCUGUGCAGCUCACAUGGCUGUUAUCUAGGCUUGCUCAAAAGAGCCUUGCAUGGGCUUAUCUCAUAACGUUCGCUAUGGCACCCAGACUGCCGCAGCCCAGGCCUGCUCAGGCAUGUCUUACAACCUUCACUGUGCUGCUUAGUUAAAACAGAGUACUUGAAGUUACUGGUUACAGAAAACCGGAAUCUAUAAACUCAUAUGUUUACUCAUAAGGGAAAGGAAAAUUUGUUUUUUUCUCCCUAUGUUGAGGGAGUGCUGGGAGAGUCUCCAGAGCACAUUCCUUUGAGCCUUUGCUUAGAUAAUGUUAUCGAGACUUUGUCUGGGUCCAGGCUUUGCCUGUUAACUGCCUUUGGGAUGAGUCAGCCUAAUAUAGAAAGCUUGUUUUUCUCUUUUUAAUUUUAUUUUUCUUUCUUUAAUUUCCUGCCUCAGUAUGGCUUUCUCUUCCAGAUGUAGGAUUCCCUUAAGCAUUUCUUGUAGGGCUGAUCUGGUUGUGAUGAUUUCCCUGUUUUUUUUUUUUUUUUUGAGAUGGAGUCUUACUCUGUCACCCAGGCUGGAAUGCAGUGGCACAACCUCUGCUCACUGCAAGCUCUGCCUCCCGGGUUUGCGCCAUUCUCCUGCCUCAGCCUCCCAAGUAGCUGGGACCACAGGUGCCUGCCACCACACCCGGCUAAUUUUUUGUAUCUUUAGUAGAGAUGGGGUUUCACCAUGUUAGCCAGGAUGGUCUCGAUCUCCUGACCUCAUGAUCUGCCCGCCUCAGACCUCGUGAUCCACCCGCCUCGGCCUCCCAAAGUGCUGGUAUUACAGGUGUGAGCCACCGUGCCUGGCCAGUAUUUUUUUUUUUUUUAAACUAAAUUAUCAUUAAUGUUAAAAUUUAACUGACCAUGUAUAUAACUGUAAUUGCUGCUUUCUCACAGAACUGUCUAGGAUUCAUUCAACAGACCACAGAAAUGAGGUCUGGCAUUUAACAGACUAAUGAUAGAGGAAAUAAACUGGUUUAUACAAGAAUAUCAAAAUACUGUCAUGUGGUUUAGUGUAGCUCAAGUUAUGAAUUAGUGCCAACUCUUGCUGCAGUGUCUCUGACACAAUUUUAUCUUGGAACUUGGCGAUUUAAAUUGACUUUCUUCACUGAAAAGAGUUCUUUCAUGAUACUCUUCGUGAAUUGCUCAUAUAGCAGCUUAAUCUCUUUCAUUUGCUGUCUCCUAACAAUGCUAACUUGUUGCCACCUCUUUUGUUGCUCUUGAAAUAUUUUAAUUAGUUUUUCUUCCUCUCCUCAGUCUUCUACAUGUCUAUGUUGUAUUCUUGAAGCAAAGUCAGCAACUGUAUAGGAUAUCUAUAAUUCCAUUUCUGCAUUCUGUGUUCUCAAAAUAACAUUCAGUUAUGUUCUCGGUGUUGAUGCAAGCUUUUGUAUAUACUUUUGAGGCCUUUUUCUUUUUGCAGCAAGACCCUGUUUAAUGGCAGCUGCAAUUACUUGUAGCUUCUCUACAUCAACCCCCUUGUCUUCCUCAUCUGUUUCUGCAAAAGGUUUUCUUUCCCUGUGCUCAUCAGUUUCUGGAUCCUUUUCUCCCUGUUCCAUUUCCUGGGUGGCCAUGACCUGAGCCUCCAACUGGACCUUGGCAGCCCUCCUGUUGCUCCUCCUGCCUUGGGUGCAAUCGCUAGUUGUCCUGGGAUCCCAGAGGCGACUCCUCAACCCUGAGGGACCCUUGAUGGUGCUCCCUCACAGGACCUGUAUAAUGCCUCACUAUGAGGCUCCUCUGAGGGCCUGGGGUCCUCCUCCUCUCAGUUUUUACUUGUGUGGGAAAGACUUUAUUUGUCCUUCAAUUUUGAAGGAUAGCUUUACUUAGUUUAAUAUUCUUGGCUGGCAGUUUUUUUUUAUUUCAGCACUGUAAUAUAUAUUAUCCCAUUCUCUCCUGACCUGUAAAUUUUUUUUUUUUUUUUAAACAGGAAAUUCUCUUAUAAGUGACUUGAUGCUUUCCUUUUGCUGUUUUUAGAAUUCUCUCUGUUUUUGACUUUUGACAAUUUGAUUGUAAUGUGCCUUGCAGAAGACCUUUUUGGUUUGAAUCUUUUUUGGGAUUACUGAACAUCCUGUAUCUGGAUGUCUGUAUCUCUUGCAAGACUUAAGAAAUGUUUGACUAUUAUUUUGCUAAAUAGGUUUUCUGUGCCUCUUCCCUUCUCUUUCCUGAAACACCGAGAAUUUAUUUGGUCUGACUGGGUUAUUUCAAAAGACCUGUCUUCAAGUUCAGAAAAUCUUAGUUUUGCUUUAUCUAGCAUACUUUUGAAGCUCUCAGUUGCAUUUUUAAAUUUUAUUCAUUGAAUUUUUCAGUUCCAGGAUUUGUUUGGUUAUUUUUCUAUAUCUAUCUCUACUGACUGUCUUAUUCAGAUCAUGAAUUGUUUUCCUACUUUGUAUUAUCUGUGUUCUCUUGCAACUUGCUGAGUUUCCCUAAGAUCAUUAUUUUGAAUUCCUUUUCUGGCAUUUUUAUAGAUUUCCUUUUCUUUUGAAUCUGUUACUGGAGAAUUAUUGUGUCUCUUUGGAGGUAUCACAUUUCCUUGCUUUUUCAUGUUUCUUGUGUCCUUACAUUGAUAUCUAUUCAGCUAGUGGAAGAGUUGCUUCUUCCAAUUUUAUGGAUUGGCUUUCAUAAGGAAAGACUUUUUUGUAGGCAUAUCUGUAGUUUUGGUUGUGAUUAGGAUGUUUUGGCUUUGAUUCUGGUGAGCACAGGAGUGUAGGCUCAAUGAUUUCUUCAGCUGUAACCAAUGUAACUGGUGUCAUGUAACCAUGUCACUGUGAGUCCUCAGUGGCUUAAGUUGCCAUUGUUAGCUGAGGCUGUUGUGAGGCUUUUCUGGGGAAAGGGAUGCCAGAGGGGCCAAUCCCUGGGCCUUUUGGUGGCAUGGGCAGGCUUUAGCUGUGGUGGCGAUGGGCUGGGCAUGCUAGUCCUCAGGACCCCAGCUGGUGUAAGUGCUGGUAGUGGGGGGCCCAGGUGGGCUGGUCCUCAAGCCCCCAGGCAGCAUUUAUGGUGCUGGCAGUGGCAGUAGCAGCAGUGGGCUAGACACUGGACUGUCAGGUGGCAAUCAUAGCUGUUGGCAGUAGCUGUGGCAGGAUGAAUGGGACAGUUUCUAGCCCCCUAGGUGAUGCACUUGGGUGGGCACUGGUGGUGGUAGGUGGGGCAGGCCUGUUCAGGCCUUGGGAUUGUGUGCGUGGGCACCAGUGGUGUUGGAUGGGGUGGGCCAGUCGUCAGGCCCCCCCUACAGAGCAUAUAGGCACCAGUAGUGGCAUGAGGGAAAGAUAGCACUGGAGAACACUGGUGACAGUGGGUGGAGCAGGCCUGUCUUUAGGUUCUUGGAUGGCACAUAUGGACACACUGGUCCUCAGGCCCCCUGAAGGUGCACACAGGCAUGCUGUUGCCCUGCUGAGAGGGGCAAGGUUCUGUUGGUGGCAUUGGUGUUGGGAAGAUGGCUCCCAGGUUCUGGGAGCUUCAGCUCCCUUUUUCCUGGGGUAGCCUCCCUGGUGUGCUAUACUGCCUGUUCCCUGGGAUAUAAGACACUUCAUGGGUCAGAGUACUGGGGACCUGGCUGCACUGCUGGGUGAUUGUGAUACUGCAACCUUCUGGAUGGAUGUGGGAGGAUGUUCUUGGGGGCCCAGGGAUGUGGACUGCAGGGGCUUAUUGGACCCCAAGUGGGCAGGAUAUAAUCUGGUGGGGGCUAGCCUCUUAAAAUGGUGCUGUGCCACAGCAGCAUGUUUCUUGGGAUGUGAGUAGGAUCCAGUGGAAUUCCCUUUCUAGAAGAACACAUUUGCAUGGAUUCCAGGCAGCUCCGUAUACUGGACUCAGGGCCUGUGAAGGCUGACGGCAUACCCUGUGGGUGCCAGCAUCUGUGCUGCGAAUGUGGACCACUGCAGUUCUUUGACUUUUCUUUUCCCAGAAAUGGGAUUCCCCUCCUGCUUCUGAGGCAGUCCAAGACAUGCUGGCUGCUUUAUUUACUGCUCCCUUUGUGCCUCAGAAGUUCCCUGUUGAAUAGUGUUCUGUCUUUGGUGCUCUACCUGACAUGUGGUUAACUACUUGCUUUUUUGGUCCUUUGUUGUGGAGGAGUUGAGUGCCAGGCUCACGGUUUUUUGAUUACCAUAGUUUUGUAGUUUUUGAAAUUCAGAAGUGUGAGACCUCCAACUUUUUCUUUUUCAAGAUUAUUUUGGCUGUUGAGUCAAUUAUGAUUCCAUAUGCAUUUUAGAUGGAUUUUUCUAUUUCUGGAAUUCUGCCAUUAGGAGUCUGAUAGAUACUGCAUUGAAUCUGUAGAGUGCUUUGGGUAGUAUUGACAUCUUACCACUAUUAAGUCUUCCAGUAUAUGAACACAUGCAUUUUCCUGAUGACUAAUGAUGUUGUACCUUUUCAUAUGCUUAUUGGCUAUUUGUAGAUCUUCCUGGGAGAAAUGUCUAUUCAGACUUUUUGCCAAUUUUUAAAUUUGUCCAUUUAAAAAUCAGGGUUUUUUUUGUUGUUGAGUUGUAGGAGUUCUUUUUGUAUUCCUUAUACUAGUCCCUUAUCAGAUAUAUGCUUUGCAGAUAUUUUCUCCCAGGUGGGUUGUCUUCACUUCCUUGGUAGUGUCUUUUAAUACACAAAGUUUUAAAUUUUUAUGAAGUCAAAUGUAUCUACAUUUUUCUUUGGUUGCUCAUGCUUUUGGUGUUGCAUCUAAGAAUCCACUGCCAAAUCCAAGGUCAUGAAGAUUUACUCCUAUGUUUUCUUCUAAGAAUUUUAUAGUUUUUGCUAUUACAUUAAGGUCUUUGAGCCAUUAAGAUCUUUGACUUAACUUUUGUAUAUGAUGUAAAGUCACUGUCAAACAUCAUUCUUUUGCAUUUGGCUGUCCAGGUAUCCCAGCAUUAUUUGUUGAAAUGCCUACACUUCUUUAUAUUCCCUUGACUCCUCUAACCAAGGCAGUUGGACCUUUGCUACUACCACUGCCCUGAAACUGCUGUCACUGGGUUACUGAGGACUGGGUAGCUUAGUUGAGUAGAUAAUCUUUUGUUGUUUCCUCCUUGUAAUAUACAAGCCUUGGCUUCUGUGACAUCAUACUCUCCUAGUUUUCCCCCUGUCACUGUGGCUUCUUCUCAGUCUCUGUCCAUCCCUGGUGCUCCUGAAGGUUCUGUUCUCAGCCUUACACACAUUACCUGGGUGAUCUCAUUCUCUGCCAUGACUUCACUUGCCAUAUAUGUGCUGAUUUUCCCCAAAUUCCUAUUUCUCCCGACCUUUACAUCUAUUUUAUUUGCAGGUCAUAUAUCUAAUAAGGAAUUGAUAUCCAGUGUACAUGUAGAACUCCUGUAAUUCAAUACAGAAACCAAACAGUCCAAUUAAUAAAUGGAGAAGAGAUUUGAAUGAACAUUUUUCUAAAGAACAUCUCAAGCUCAAGAUUUCCCAGAUAACUUUUCUUUCUUCAAAAUCUGCUUCUGUGUUUCCUCAUCUGUAGGUGGCACAGCAUACAUCUGAUUUCCCAAGCCAGAAACCUCAUAGUUAUUCUUGACUCCAGGAAGAAAUAUUAUUGAGUUUUUAAAAACUCAGCUUAUUGACUCAUUGUUUUAUAUAAUAAAAUGCAACAGUUUUAAGUGUAUAUUUCAAUGAGUUUUAAUACAUUUAUGUACUUGUGUCACUAUCCUCAUAGAUAGAGACAAAACAUUUCUAUCACACCGGCAAUUUCCUAUGUGUCCCAUCCCAAUCAAUCCUUUCCCCUUUGCUGGCUGCAAACAAUGACUCUUUCCUAUCUUUUUAGAAAGAUUAGAAUUGCUUUUCUAGAGUUCCAGUAAUGGAAUCAUACAGUGUCUAAGUCUAUUUGUGGUGCUAUAACAAAAUACCUGAGACUGGGUAAUUUAUAAAUUAUAGGAAUUUAUUUCUCACAGUUCUGGAUGCUGAAAAGUUUAUGAUCAAGGCACUAGCAGGUUUGGUGUCUGAGGGCCCAGUUUCCAAUUUGAAGAUGGUGUUUUGAACACUGUCCUCACAUGGUAGAAGGGGCAGACGGGCAAAAAAAAAAAAAAAGGGCAAAUGCUGUGUGUAGCACCCCUCUCAUAAAGGGCUUAAGCUCAUUCACCAGUGAAGAGCUCUCAUGACCUAAUCACCUCCAAAGACCCCACCUCUUAAUACUAUUGCAUUGCAGAUUAAGUUUCAACAUGAAUUUUGGAGGGAUACAAAUAUUCACACCAUAGAAUAUAGUAAUAUAGUGUAGUAUAUAUUUUUUUGUGUCUGUCUGCUUUUGCUCAGUGUAAUGUUUUUGAGGUUCAUCUAUGUUGUUGCAUGUAUUAGUAGGUUGUAUCUAUUGGUGCAUAGUUAUUCCAUUGUAUGUAUGUACCACACUCUUCAUUUACCUGCUGAUGGAUAUUGCAUUGUUUCCAGUUUUGGGUUAUUAUGAAUAAAACUGCUGUUAACCUUAAAAUA